Drosophila mauritiana is the source of this 822-nucleotide messenger RNA. RefSeq names its product histone H3-like centromeric protein CSE4. Gene Ontology annotation, molecular function: protein heterodimerization activity; structural constituent of chromatin; DNA binding. The record is from RefSeq and is a predicted model, not a curated record. Gene Ontology annotation, cellular component: nucleosome. The coding region runs from base 1 to 822 and encodes 273 amino acids. Lineage: Eukaryota; Metazoa; Arthropoda; Insecta; Diptera; Drosophilidae. The transcript has 2 exons.
AUGGCUCGUACCAAGCAAACUGCACGCAAAUCGACUGGUGGAAAAGCACCACGCAAACAACUGGCUACAAAGGCCGCUCGCAAGAGUGCUCCAGCCACUGGAGGUGUGAAGAAGCCCCAUCGCUAUCGCCCUGGAACAGUGGCCUUGCGUGAAAUCCGUCGCUACCAAAAGAGCACCGAGCUUCUAAUCCGCAAGCUGCCUUUCCAGCGUCUGGUACGUGAAAUCGCUCAGGACUUUAAGACGGACUUGCGAUUCCAGAGCUCGGCGGUUAUGGCUCUGCAGGAAGCUAGCGAAGCCUACCUAGUUGGUCUCUUCGAAGAUACCAACUUGUGUGCCAUUCAUGCCAAGCGUGUCACCAUUAUGCCCAAAGACAUCCAGUUAGCGCGACGCAUUCGCGGCUGUGAAAUCCAAAUGGCUCGUACCAAGCAAACUGCACGCAAAUCGACUGGUGGAAAAGCACCACGCAAACAACUGGCUACAAAGGCCGCUCGCAAGAGUGCUCCAGCCACUGGAGGUGUGAAGAAGCCCCAUCGCUAUCGCCCUGGAACAGUGGCCUUGCGUGAAAUCCGUCGCUACCAAAAGAGCACCGAGCUUCUAAUCCGCAAGCUGCCUUUCCAGCGUCUGGUGCGUGAAAUCGCUCAGGACUUUAAGACGGACUUGCGAUUCCAGAGCUCGGCGGUUAUGGCUCUGCAGGAAGCUAGCGAAGCCUACCUAGUUGGUCUCUUCGAAGAUACCAACUUGUGUGCCAUUCAUGCCAAGCGUGUCACCAUUAUGCCCAAAGACAUCCAGUUAGCGCGACGCAUUCGCGGCGAGCGUGCUUAA